Molecule: messenger RNA, 1522 nt
Organism: Bursaphelenchus xylophilus (pine wood nematode)
Lineage: Eukaryota; Metazoa; Nematoda; Chromadorea; Rhabditida; Aphelenchoididae
Source: the annotation of a GenBank genome assembly
AUGGUCAUUCCACUGUGCAAGGCUUGUAUUAGUGUUCAGAAAGGAAUCUCCGAAGAAAAUUAUGAUUUAGUUGAUGAAGGCUUCAGGUGUUCGUUAUGUUUUGGAAUUCUUUCUGAUCCGGAUCUGGCCAAUUUGAUCGCCGUGAAAGCUGCGGAGGUGUUUAAAGCGAGUGGGUAUGAUGGCAAUACAUUUGUGUUGGCUCUCAACAUACCUACGACGAUGCAUCUCAGAGAUUUAUUUUUUGAAAAAUUAUUUCCCGGUUGUUACAGUAGCCGAGAAAUGAGCCCGAAGAAUCUGUUCUCGAAUGUGUUGUUGAAGAAUAUUGAACAGGUUUGUCCCAAAUAUUUUUUGACUUUUUUCUAGAAACUAGGAAUGAGAGGAUCAUUAUAUUCGGAUCUAGUGAUGACAGUAUCUUUGGGAAAUGACGAAUUCAUAAAAUCUGAUGUUGAUUUCUUCCUUUGUCAUUGUCCAAAUGUCUUCCUUAACAAUGGAAGGAAAAGGAGACCCGAGUUAGCCGAAAUUCAUCAGCUGUAUACCAAAACAAAGGUUCAGGAGAUCGUAAAUCGAAUGGAAGUGGAUGGAAUAAAGUAAGGUUCUCGAAUAAUGUGGAUUGAACAUACGUUUAGAAAAUACCAAUGGACUUCCCCAUCCACCAAGGUGUCUGUUGACGUGCUGUUUCAACGAGAAAGUGUCUUUAUUGCCGGAAGGUACUGUAAAUAUUCUCGAUGUCUUCCUCAAUCUCCAUGGACGGCUGAUGAGGAGAUCCAAAUUGUGAAUGGAAAUUCGGUGUGUCAUUGUGGAUAUAUAUUUAUAUUUUUUUAGGUUUCCGAGAAGAUUGGAAACAUCUUUGUAAAAAGUUUCCAUGCAACUGGAUUUAGAUUUAUAGCCUCAGGCAGAGAAGAUAUUGAUGUGAGGAUGCUGGGAAAUGGUCGACCUUUUGCUGUUAAUAUUAUAAAUGCCAAGAAAACAGAAUCGAUGAAGGGAUUGAAGAAACAGACCACCCUUGAUCUUCUCAGGGAGUUAAUUAACAAUGAAUUGGACAUCUCCAUCAGCCCGUUAAGUGUAAUAUCCAAUAAUCAAGCACAAGUAUUGAAUGUUGGCCAAGAAGAAAAGAGAAAAAUGUAUUCAUGUGUCUGUUUCUCAUCGAGAAUUAUAACAGAUGAAAUGUUGAGGUCUUUGGAGGCUAAAGUUCCCGUCAAGAUUAUCCAGAAAACAGUAGUCCGAGUCCUCAAAAGAAGGGCAUUACAUGAUCGGGAGAGGGAAAUAUACUUGCUGAAGGCUCUUAGAUUGGAUGACUUUCAUUUUCAAUUAAAGUAAGCGCUUACGAUGACCUGAGUAAUAUUUUUUUAGAAUGGAAACCCAAGCGGGAACGUAUAUCAAGGAGUUUGUCCACAGUGAUUUUGGGCGGACUUCUCCUUCUAUUGGUGAAUUGAUGGGACUGCAGGCGGACGACAUAGACAUUUUACAGUUAGACGUUGAAAGAGUUGAUCUGGAUUGGCCACCCAAGAAAUUCAUUCCGUGA